Messenger RNA from Lacerta agilis (Sand lizard), 7797 nucleotides. RefSeq names its product HIVEP zinc finger 3 (gene HIVEP3). NCBI's taxonomy places the organism in Eukaryota, Metazoa, Chordata, Lepidosauria, Squamata, Lacertidae. The record is from RefSeq and is a predicted model, not a curated record. Gene Ontology annotation, biological process: regulation of transcription by RNA polymerase II. The transcript has 6 exons. Gene Ontology annotation, molecular function: RNA polymerase II cis-regulatory region sequence-specific DNA binding; DNA-binding transcription factor activity, RNA polymerase II-specific; zinc ion binding. Bases 206 to 7627 code for a protein of 2473 amino acids. Gene Ontology annotation, cellular component: nucleus.
CUGAAUUAAAUAGCAGCGAGUGACACUUUGAAAUCUCGAGUCAACAACCGUUUCUCUGGCCGCCACCUUUGGCAGCCCCGCAGCAAAUGCCGGCGAGCUAACACAGAGGAGGCCUUCCUUCAUUAUCCAUGAAGCCUGCCGACACUUUCCCGAAAUAGAUUCCUGGGACUAUCUCCCCCCUCCUCGCCUUUCCCUUUCCAAGGUCAUGGAUCCUGAACAAAGCCAGAGGAGCACAAAGAAGGGCGAGGAAGGGUCGAGGAGGAGGCUCGUCAAAGGACAGGCUUUUCAAAGCAGUGUUUCGUCCGCCGCUACCUAUCCGGGGAGCUCGGCUCCUUUGCAAGGCUCUCCCCUCCGGGACGUUGCAGCGCAGCAGCCCUUUUCGAGGGAGGAGACCCAGGAGAAGACAGGGCCAGCCCAGCUCAAACGCCCCUCUUUCGAACGCCCUCCCCACACCUCCCAGCUUCAGCAGCAUCCCCUGUCGCCAGCGUUCAUGCCUCCCCGGAAGCAGGAACAUGUCCUUGAAGGCCCCACGACGUGGCAGCUAGUUGACCCAGCCAGGGCAGGUCCCUCCAGUUCGUUUCCAUCCUCUGGGCUUCACCCUGGCCAGCUCUUGUCAUCCCGUCCUCCUGUCGUCCCUGAAGAGGACAUGCCCUCCGUUCCAAAGGUCUACACUCCCCGCGCUUCACAAGCUUCCUUGAAAUCCUCAGAAGAAGGCCACAAGAAAGAGAAGAAACCCCAGAAACCUGGCAAAUACAUUUGCCAGUACUGUAGCCGGCCUUGCGCCAAGCCCAGCGUCCUCCAGAAACACAUCCGUUCGCACACAGGGGAGCGGCCCUAUCCCUGUGUCCCCUGCGGCUUUUCCUUCAAAACCAAGAGCAAUCUGUAUAAACAUCGGAAGUCUCACGCUCACCGGAUCAAAGCCGGUCUUGCCUCGGGGACUGGGACUGAGCUGUACCCUUCCGGUUUGGAAAUGGAGAAGAUGGCCGGAGAGGAAUUUGAAGAGCCCACCGAGGGUGAAAGCACCGACUCGGAGGAGGAGACCAGGAGCACACCGAGCCAUUUGGCAGAACUGUCGCCCCGGAGAAAGCAAACCAUGUUGUACGGGUCGGGAAGCCAAAGUUCUAGCCUAGAGAGCUGCUCGUUUUCUCACUCCAGCCUGUCUCAGUCUCUCGAAGAAAGCAGCCCGUUUGUGGAGCCGGCUUCGGAGCAUGCCCAAAGUCAUAAAUCGGAGGAAACUCAUACUAUCAAGCAGAAGCUCGCUCUCCGAUUGAGUGAAAGAAAGAAGGUGAUUGAGGAACAGGCUUUCCUUAGCCCUGGCAGCAAAGGGAGCACAGAAUCUGGCUAUUUCUCCAGGUCAGAGAGCGCCGAGCAGCAAAUCAGCCCACCAAACACCAACGCCAAGUCUUAUGCAGAGAUUAUUUUUGGCAAAUGUGGGAGAAUUGGCCAACGGACUUCCAUGUUAGCGGCAGCCACUGCCCAGGAAUUUCCCCAGGUAUCAGCCGAGGAGAAACUCAGCACAGUUCCUUUGUCUGUGCCGAGAACGCAGGUUAUUGAACAUAUCACCAAACUAAUCACUAUUAACGAAGCCGUUGUUGACACCAGCGAGAUAGAUAGUGUCAAGCCCAGGAGAAGUUCAUUGUCCAGACGCAGCAGCAUUGAAUCGCCAAAGUCCGGCAUGUACAGAGAGCCCUUUGCGUUAGAGAUCAAACCCGGCUCUGGUAGCCAACUUGAUUCAUCUAAGUCACUGAUGCCCCACAUGGAAAAAAUGAAGCCUGAACAAUCAUUGCUAUCACUCCAGCAUUCCCACAGUGCCACAGAGACAGUGCCUCUCCUACGAAGCCACUCUAUGCCUUCAGCUGCAUGCACCAUCAGCUCCUCCCAUACCUUUAGAGGUAGCUAUUCUUUCGAUGACCACAUCACCGAAUCGGAGGUCCAAAGCCGCGGUCAGGUGUCUUCCCACCCACGUAUGCUAAAACGGCAGCCCGCCAUCGAACUUCCCUUGGGGGUGGAGUAUGGUUCGGAGGACGUGGGCGCGGCGAGCAAAGAAAGCUCUUCCAAACCUCCUGAGGAACAAGAAACCAAGGAGAGCGAGCUCACCAAAAAGUCGAGGAAGGGCGCAAAAACAAAAGGGUUCAUGUACGAGUGCAACGUUUGCGGCGCUCGGUACAAGAAACGGGAUAAUUACGAAGCCCACAAGAAGUAUUACUGUUCGGAACUGCAGGUCUCCAAGCCCCGAUCUUCCAGUUCUCAUUUUUCGUUGGAAGCUGAGAAGGGUUCCGUAGAAUCUGAUCCUUGGCCGCAGAUGAUGCAUUAUAAGCUAGGGACGAGUUUAGAACUAACUCCGCUGAGGAAAAGGCGUAAGGAAAAGAGCCUUGGUGAUGAUGAGGACCCCCCGGCUUUUGAGUUGACUAAUCCAUCUUCCUGUAGCUCUGGGGCAGCCGCUCAGUUUACUAGCUUGAAACCCACUGAAGUGGCCUUGAACCUGACUUCCGAGUCCAUUAUGUCACCAGCAGACCUCAGCAAAUCGAUGCCACUCUCUGACGCCGGUGUCGCUUUCCACUCUAGGACUACAAAACCAUCUAUUGGUACGGAGGUCAAGGAGAGGAGGACGACCUCAAAGGAGAUCUCUGUCAUCCAGCACACCAGCUCCUUUGAGAAGUCGGAUUCUAUCGAACAACUGAGCAGCUUGGAAGGAGAGGAAAAGCUGUCGUUGCCAUACACUUCUCAGUCAGCUGCACAGCACAGCCGGCCGACUCAUUCCCUGCAGCCAAAGCUUGUGCGUCAACCCAACAUCCAAGUUCCUGAGAUCCUGGUCACAGAAGAGCCGGACAGGCCAGAGAUGGAGCCCGAACCUCCCCCUAAAGAGCCAGAGAAGACGGAGGAGUUUCAGUGGCCACAGAGAAGCCAGUCUCUCUCCCAGCUUCCUGCAGAGAAGCUGCCACCCAAAAAGAAGAGGCUGAGGCUUGCAGAAAUGGCUCAAUCUUCUGGAGAAUCCAGCUUUGAGUCAGUGAGGAGCCCCAGUCAGGAGAGCAGCAUCUCCCAUGCCUCCAGCCGCUCAACGUCAUUUGAACGCGAGGAAGCUGCUUCCCAGUCUUCUGAAUCCCACAUAAAACCUAUUGGGCUUGGCCCACACAUGCUAACAGUACCAGGCCACCACCACCCUCACCACCCUACCCGAGAAAUGCGGAGGUCCGUCUCCGAGCAGACGCCCAACAUCUCUCCCUCCUCUCCAAUGUCAGAGAACCGCAGCAAAUCAUUUGACUAUGGAAGCCUAUCCUCCUCCUCUCCCACUUCCCUGCCCCGCCCACCAACAACAUCAGCACCACAGGAGAGGAGGAAAUGUUUCCUGGUGAGACAGGCAUCUCUUGCUGGGCACCCAGAGCAUGAGCCGGACUGUGGCUCCAAAGGAGGGACCGAAACAGAAGAGCUGCUGCAGUCCACAAGCAAAUCUUCAGCUGCAAGUUUGCCCCAGCAGCAACCACCAUCCUCUUCCUCCUCCUCCUCUUCUCAAAGAGCCUACCCAGCUGACAAGGGUGAGCCAAAGGACUGCCCUGAGGGCACAUAUUCCCAUCCCUACACCGAAGCUCUGCAGGUGUUUCACCACCCAUCGGCACAAUUGACGCUCCAUGAAAAACAGUACAUGACCCCGCAGAUUUCUCUCUUGCCAUUCCAACAUCUUUUGCCACCAUCGGGACAGACGGUGGAGCUCUUCUCCAGCCAGACAAUGACUGACCUCUUUUCCGCUCAGUAUUCCAUCCCGCAAAUACCGCACUCCAUCUUUGAGAAUGCUGCCAUCCCGCUGCAAGACGCUUUGCUGCACCCGGGCCAGCUUCACAUUGCCCCUCCGCUGCUGUCCCACCCAGGGGACGUGGCACUCAGGCAGAGCCCGUCCCUUGUCCCUGUGCACUACCCAAGCUCCCCGCCGCUCCAUUCUGCCUUUUUUCUGCCCCUCCAGUCCCAGCUUGCUCUCCAGUUGCCAAGUGACAUUGGUGCCCAUUUGCCCCAGCUCAAAUCCAGGCUCUCUCCGCCCACCAGAAGUCCCAUCUUCUCCCCAUUUGCAGACUACAGCUCCGAGAGCAGACUGCACAUCUUAGCCCGGCCUAGCAGUCCCUCUGCGUCUGUCUCCAUCUCUCAGUUGGUGGUGCCUACACGAUCUGAGCCUGUCGUGUCCCUAGUGGUCCCAGUUCGCAUUCAGACGAAUAUGCCCUCCUACGGAAGCGCGAUGUAUACAACCCUUUCUCAGAUCCUGGUCACUCAGUCGCACUGCAGCGCCUCUUCUAUCAUCCUGCCCAGAUUUGAUGAGUACGAGGCCAAGGGUACCUUGGUUUGCACCGCUAACGUUCAUGGAAUUGGCCUUGAUCUGGCACAGAUGAUCACUGAAGAGCAGAAGAGCAUCUUCCAGACACCCUACCUAAGGCUGCCAUUGUCACUCUCAGAAAAGAAAGGCUACAUUCCUCUUGGCUCGCCAUCCGAAAGCCUGUUGGAUCUUGAAGGGAGUCCGUCGACUGUCGGAGGAAGCAAGCGGAUGCUGUCUCCAGCCGGAAGCUUGGAACUCACUAUGGAAACCCAGCAGCAAAAAAGGGUGAAGGAGGAAGAGUUCUCUGAGAUGGAGGAGAAGUCGGAAGCAGCAGUGGCCCCCAGUGCAACAGAGGAAGGGAAGAAGCACAACCAAAGGAGAGUCAAGUCAGAAAUGCCCCCGGACGUAUCACCUGAGCAGUCUGAGUUGGAAGAAUUCCAGGGAACUUCAUGGCCAGCCUCUCCACAGCCUGAGGCCUCGAGCCCUGAAGGGCGAGAGGAAUCUAAGCAUCCAGCUGGCAAGCAGUUGCAAAGCAAGGAAUCCCCACAGAUGGUGAAGAAGGAAGAUUGCAAAGAGCCCGUGGAGCCACCUGCAACAACCUCCCCAAGUUCAGCUCUUCGUUCUGAGGCUGCCCAAAGUUCAAAGAAGUCCCAAGAGGGGCCAGAUGUCAAGAAGGUAUUUCAGUUCCCCAGUCUCCAUACAACUACUAAUGUCAGUUGGUGCUAUUUAAAUUACACAAAGCCAAAUCACAUCCAGCAAGUUGACCGAAGGUCCUCGGUGUAUGCCGGCUGGUGCGUUAGUUUGUAUAAUCCCAACCUCCCCGGUGUGUCCACCAAAGCAGCCCUUUCGCUCCUGCACUCCAAGCAAAAGGUGAGCAAAGAAACCUACACCAUGUCUGCUGCUCCACGUCCAGAGGCAGGGAGGCUUGUGCCCUCAAGCGCCGGGAACCCCAAAAUGUCGGAGGUUCACCUGCCUUCGCUCCUUCCCAACGAAGGUCGAAAGGACGAAAUGAGAACUGAAAAGGAAGAGGAGAAAAGAGGAAAGCCAGAAGAUGACAUUCCCAUAUCCAAACGAGGGGAGCCAGCCCGGAUCAAGAUCUUUGAAGGAGGGUACAAAUCAAACGAAGAGUAUGUGUAUGUGCGAGGCCGUGGACGAGGGAAGUAUGUAUGUGAGGAGUGUGGAAUUCGCUGCAAGAAGCCCAGCAUGCUGAAGAAACACAUUCGCACGCACACAGACGUCAGGCCAUAUGUCUGCAAGUACUGUAACUUUGCUUUUAAAACCAAAGGGAAUCUGACUAAACAUAUGAAGUCAAAAGCCCACAGCAAAAAAUGUCAGGAGAUGGGUGUGUUGGUGUCUUCGCUGGUGGAGCAAGAAGCAGAUGAAGGAACCAGUGAAGAUCUCUUCCAAGAUUCAGAAGGGCAGGAGGGAUCUGAGCCACUUGAAGAACACCAGUUUUCAGACUUGGGAGAGUCUGAUGAUGACAAUGACGAUGAGGAAGAGGAGGAGGAAGAGGAGGAGGAGGAGGAGGAAAGCCAAGAGGAGCCACCAGUGAAGCUUUCAGAAAUGAAGAACAUCUCCCUCCCAGGACAUUCUCCAAGAGGUUCUCACUCCGCCCAGGAGAAAGGCACCAGGACAGCAUUGUCCAUCUUGGAAGAUGUUGUCUCCACUAGCAAGCGUGCUGUUCAGCGUCACCAGACCACCUCCUCGGGCCCAGAAACGAAAUGGUCAGCUGACAGCACUGAAGUUGCCGUCUGCCACAGCUUCUUGAGACUCCACCGGCCGGUUUUGACCUCCAGUGGACCCGUGGCUUCUUCUGCUGAGAAGGAACCCCUUACAAGGCCACAGAUGCUCUUAGCGAUGGACUUGUCAAUCUCCAAAGACACCUCUCUGAGGAGGAAGGGGUCUCCAAGCAAGGACUCUGGCUUUGGCAGUGGUGGCAACAACAACCAUUCCACGUUGGCUAGGAAGCACCUGUUAACCAAAAACGAAAUGUCUCCGAAAAGGUUUUCGACAGCUGGAGAAACACCUUCUCUGAGGAGCUUCUCUCCAGCAAGGGGGAGGUCUUCUGGUCACCGAAUGUCUCCAAGGAGAGAGGCGUUUCCCCUCCGCAGUCUGUCGCCGAGACUCGAGCUCUCGCCCAGCAGGUACAUAUCUCCGAAAAGAGAGCUGUCGUCACGAAUGUACCUCCCGCCAGAGAGAGGCGUGUCUCCUGUGAGACAUUUGUCUCUGAGCAGGGAUGUCUCUUCAGCCAGAUACUUAUCCCUGAAGAAGAUGUUGUCCCAGAGCUAUUCAGAGCCGCCUUCGAGGUACCCAUCCCCAGGAAGAGAGGACUUGCCUUCCCAUGGCCAGUCGGCAGCAGAUGAAAAAGUUCAAAGCCUGAGUAAAACUCUGCAUGGGAUCUCGUCUUCAGUGCCUCUACCUCACAGGUCCCUCGGCAAGAAUACAGAACUGUAUGAAGAACCUAAACUGAAGACAGAAUCCAGGAGCCCAGCGAGUUCACCGGGCGUCACUCAGCAUCACUGCGUCAGGCCUUUGCAAUCGCCCCACGACACACACGCCCAUGCCCCAAGCCGGGUGGAAGACUACAUCUUUAGUCACCUCCCAUUGCACUCCCAGCAGCUACCCCGGAGCCCCUUCCCCAUGAUCCCCAUUGGGGGCAUCCAGAUGGUCCAGGCAAGGCCCAGCGGCCAUCCCAGCUUGCGGCACGGAUCAGUGAUGUCGCUGCAAGCCAGCUACUUCGCCCCCAGCGGCGACACCUCUGAAUCGAGCCAAGCAAAAGAUCCCGGGAAAGGGGCCCAAGGCAUCCGAGAAGCUCGCUCCUCAUCAGCAACCCCACCGCUUCAUAGCAGCAGCUGCUUGGAAGGGACAAUAAGGACUAGCGAGCAUCAGCAGAAGCCGGCCAAGGAGGAACACAGGGUGAAAGCCAGUGCUGAACCCGGAGUCCCAGAGUGGGGAAGCCAUACGCCCAGCCGAGAUGGUUCCUGCCCAGAGGAUGAGCCCUCUCCGCAGCCUUCGGCCAGUGGGGAAGGCAUCCGGUGGGAGAAGGGGAAGAAACCACGUAGCAGCUCAAACACCUCCUUGGAACCCCCCUGCACUUUGAUCUCGGACUUCCCCACCCAGACACUGGACAGGAGCAGCAGCGCUGGCUGCCUGCUGGAGUCCUUGUCCUCGAGCCACUCCUCCUGCCAGCCUCCCACCAGGAGAAGGAACCUCUCCGGGGAGCCAGCUCCUCCCACCACAGGGGUACAGAGGAGGAGGAGCCCACCCUUGGAGCAAGUCAGCUUCAGCCUACUGCAGAGGCAAGUGGAUCACAAUACAGGAAGUGCUUAAGCCCUCCCUCCCAGCUUUUGACCCUGGCUUCCCCAUAAGAUCAACAAACCUUUGUCAGUGUGAUUGGUUUUCGAAUAAUCAUUGCUAAAGGAAAAAACGAAACGACCCAACGCUCUAGCAUACGACCAAACCCACGGAGACUGUUGCUGGUUCUCUCUCUCUCUCUCUCU